AUGGACGGUCUCCUCCUCUCUCAUUCGCCGGAACACCAAAAUCCAACAACCGAUCCGGCUUUGGAAAACAGAGAGCUUAAGGCAAAGAAGAAAGAGAUACUGAACAACGAUGGAGCCUCUACCUCUAGUUCUUCAUCUUCUACCUCUAACACCAAUUCUACUCGAAGGGUUUCUCAUAGACUUCGAAAGCCUACGGUGCGGUUAGGUAUGGCUCGCCGAAGCGUUGUGGAACGACAAGCCGAAGCCUUAGCUCUAGGCAUGUCAACUGCGACUUUUGCCAGUCUGGUUUUUGAGAAAAAGAGUGUCCCUGGCCAGAAGACAAAUCGUGCUGAUCUUGCAUUGAUUUAUGCUUCCGCUGUCAAAGAAUGUUUAGCCAAUGUUUAUGGUCAUAAGCUCGGUUCCUUUGCAGAGAGAUCAUUUAACAGUACUCUAGGGAUACUUAAAGUGAUUAAUGAUCCUGCAUUUCCUCAUCAGUUAGACACUCUCGAGAAAUCCAAGCUAGAAGUGGAUGUUUCCAGAGCUGGAACUAGAGCCGAGCGACUCAAAACCGAAUUAGAAGAUAAAUUAAAAGCCAUGUUAGGCAGAAUAUACUUUGAUUGGCUCGUCUUAAGUGUCAUCAACACUCUUGUUUGGACGUCGUACGGUGCUUACGUCUUCUCUACUGUCUUCUCACAAGAGAGUGUCAUGGAAAGAUUUAUCAACUUGAUUUUCCGGCCUCAGGUUUGGUUGCAGAUGAAUUUCCCUGUCUUAAUGAUCCUCGUCGUCACGUAUUUGAUAAUCCGUCGUUCAUCAGCUACAAAGCAGAGAAUGUCGUCAAUUUUUUACCUACUUUUCCUCCCUAUGGUUUGCGGUUUGUCGGGUAAGCUCUUUGUCGACAAAGUAGGCGGUAACGGCGAACUCUGGCUCUCUCUUUGGGGAAGGCUUUGCCUUUUUCAAUACGCUGCAGUUAGGUUCAUCACAUGGGCUGUCUUUGGUCUAUUGACUCAAGGGACCAAACCAAAGACUAUGGUUAUGUUACUGCGUUGGGCACAUCGUAGUAUCUUCAUUGGAUUGGUUCUGGCGCUUCCUCUGAUCAACGGUCUCUUGCCAUUUGCCACGUAUAGUGAAUGGAGACAUCUUUUCUCUAUUGGUAUGGAUGCAAUUCGUGGUGGUUUGGGGUUAUGA
Microthlaspi erraticum is the source of this 1164-nucleotide messenger RNA. The record is from the annotation of a GenBank genome assembly. Lineage: Eukaryota; Viridiplantae; Streptophyta; Magnoliopsida; Brassicales; Brassicaceae.